CACUGAGUGAGGCCGGGGAUUGAACCUACAUCCUCAGGGAUACUAGUCAGAUUCAUUUCCAUUGAGCCACAACAGGAACUCCAAGAGCCCACUAUAAUUCCAGUCUCAUAUUUAUCCAUGGCCUUAAACCUUGCUUCUGUCAAAUGUUACGCUUCAUUUUUUCUUCUGAGUUAAAAAGAGGGGGAAAUGGUUUUUCAAACUCAAAACAGAACCUUUUAUAAUCAUUUACCUUUGGCUUUAGCAGCACUUUGCAUCCUAAGAUUAAAGGUGUCACUCAUCACACAGAACCUGCCUUUUUUGUGCCCCUAAGGCUUGUUGCUUUCCCUUUUAUUUUCCCACUUUUUCUGAAGAAACCCUGGGAAGACUGUGGAAUGUGGCUGCUAAGCAGAUCUUUGCACUGUAGAUAAUAAGCCUCAGGAAAUCCUGCCAGAUGUCUCAAAGCAUUGACUUCCUGGUUGAGGACUAGAGAGUAAUUGUGGAGUAGCUCAGGGUGUGACCCAGCCCUGGGAGAAUUUAGGCACAAAGAGAAGAGACUGGGAAUGAUUCUCAUUGUCUUAAUGUUGGAAGGGGAAAAAAAAAUAAAACCGUGUUGUCACUAGAAAGAUUCCCAAACUAGUGUUUACCUUAGCUUGCUUGUACAUAGCAGUCAACCUGAAAUGAUUUGUGGGUUCACGGAGAUCACAAGGCCAAGUGUUGUUACCAUGUAUACCACUCGCAGCCUUUAAUUGUAUGCUCUGAGAUUACAUAGGUUUGUAAACCACAUUUAGGAAGCUUUUUCUCCUGCGUGGUUUUAACCUCUGGUGUUGACUGAGCAACACAUCUUGCAGUAAGCACUUAUUCUGUAAGAGCACCUACCUUGCCUACAUUCACUAACAUUUUAAGAUGUCUGAUUUGGGUUUGUUUGUUUGUUUUUUUAAAUUCCUCCCCAUGGUCACCCUGAGAAGUCACCACCUUCGGGUCUGGGCAGGACUCUGUGCUACCUCGUCCUCCUCCUGAUUUGAGUUUUUCUCUCUCUAGAUAGGUACUGUCCUAUACAAUAGCCACUAAUCACAUUAUAACUACUUAAAUAAAUUAAAAAUUAAUUCAAAUUAAAAUUUCAGUUCCUUAGGCACAACUAGCCACACUUCACUUACUCUAGCUAUGUGUGGGCUUGUGGCUUCCCUUCUGGACAGUAUGUUUAUAGAACAUUUCCAUCACUGCAGAAGGUUCAAGUAGACAUUACUGCCGUCCAUUUUAUUUCCUUUGUAUUGUUCUCCCUGACUUCUCCUGUGGACAUCCCAUAGAACAGGAACUGGAGCUGCAUGGAAGCUUCACUUGAGCCUUGCCCUAGAGAGAGAAGGCAACAACUUCAGCUUCUCCUGACCCAGAGUGAGAAUCAGAUGUCUAAUCUUGUCUCUCUUUGACUUUGUCCUUAAACGUUCCCAAAAAUCAUAAAGAUUUAAUGUCGGUACCCAGUAAUUUAUCCUCAAUAAACUGCAUCCAUCUUUAGUAAUAGUCCUGCCUGAAUCAUAUCUAAUGAACGGAAGAAAAUUUUCAUUUAUGGAAGACAAAAUGUGAUAAGAAAAGGUAUAGAAACUAGUCUUCAUCUUGCUUGAUAAUAAAUUCCUCUACACCCUCUGUUGGAAUAAGCUUGGACAGUAAGAGAAACGCUACCCACCUCAGAAGACUCAGGUCAUCUAGUAUCAUCUCGAUCUCAAUUGCUGUGUGAAGGAAUAUGUAUCAUUUCGUAUCUGAGAAUACAAAAAGCACUUGUACCAUGGGCUUAGUCCUGCCUCUCUGGAGUGACACCCUAAUUCACUUGGACGGUGAUGGUGGGUUCAGCGUAUCAACAGAUAACAGAGUUCACAUAUUCAAACCAGUAUCUGUGCAGGCAAUGUGGUCUGCACUACAGAGUUUACACAAGGCUUGUGAAGUGGCCAGAAUGCAUAACUACUACCCUGGCAGCCUGUUUCUCACCUGGGUGAGUUAUUACGAGAGCCAUAUCAACUCAGAUCAGUCCUCAGUCAACGAAUGGAAUGCUAUGCAGGAUGUGCAGUCCCACCGGCCUGACUCUCCAGCUCUCUUCACAGACAUACCAACUGAACGUGAGCGAACAGAAAGGCUAAUUAAAACCAAAUUAAGGGAGAUUAUGAUGCAGAAGGAUUUGGAGAACAUCACAUCCAAAGAGAUACGAACUGAGUUGGAAAUGCAGAUGGUGUGCAACUUGCGAGAAUUCAAGGAAUUUAUUGAUAAUGAGAUGAUAGUGAUCCUUGGUCAGAUGGAUAGCCCUACACAGAUAUUUGAGCACGUGUUCUUGGGCUCGGAAUGGAAUGCCUCUAACUUAGAGGAUUUACAGAACCGAGGAGUGCGGUAUAUCUUGAAUGUCACUCGAGAGAUAGAUAAUUUCUUCCCAGGAGUCUUUGAGUAUCAUAACAUCCGAGUGUAUGAUGAAGAGGCAACGGAUCUCCUGGCUUACUGGAAUGACACUUACAAAUUCAUCUCUAAAGCAAAGAAACAUGGAUCUAAAUGCCUUGUGCACUGCAAGAUGGGGGUGAGUCGCUCAGCCUCCACUGUGAUUGCCUAUGCAAUGAAGGAGUAUGGCUGGAACCUGGACCGAGCCUAUGACUACGUGAAGGAAAGACGAACCGUGACCAAGCCUAACCCCAGCUUCAUGAGACAGCUGGAAGAGUACCAGGGGAUCCUGCUAGCAAGCAAACAGCGGCAUAACAAGCUCUGGCGAUCUCACUCAGAUAGCGACCUCUCAGACCACCACGAACCCAUCUGCACACCAGGGCUGGAACUCAACAAGAAGGAGAUCACUACCUCAGCAGACCAGAUUGCUGAGGUGAAGGCCCUGGAGGGUCACCCACCCAUACCUCCUGUCUUCGUGGAGCAUGUUGUCCCACAAGAUGAAAAUCAGAAAGGCCUGGGUACCAAAGAGAGAAUGAUCUGCUUGGAGUUUACGUCUAGGGAAUUUCAUGCCGGACAGAUUGAAGAUGAAUUAAACCUCAAUGACAUCAAUGGAUGCUCAUCAGGGUGUUGUCUCAAUGAAUCAAAAUUCCCUCUUGACAACUGCCAUGCAUCCAAAGCCUUAAUCCAACCCGGACAGGACCCAGAAAUGGCCAACAAGUUCCCAGACCUAACAGUGGAAGAUUUGGAGACAGACGCGCUGAAAGCAGACGUGAAUGUCCACUUACUGCCUUUGGAGGAAUUGACAUCCCGCCUGAAAGAUCUCCCCAUGUCCCCUGAUCCAGAGUCACCAAGCCCCCAGCCCAUUUGCCAGGCCGAAGUCUCAGAUUUUAGUACAGAUCGCAUUAACUUUCUUAGUGCCCUAGAGAAGUUUGUAGAGCUUUCCCAAGAAACCCGUUCCCGAUCUUUUUCUCACUCGAAGAUGGAGGACCUGGGUGGAGGAAGAAGUGAGAGCUGCCGACUGUCAGCAGUGGAAGUAACCCCUUCUGAAAUGACAGCUGACGACCAGAGAAGCAGCUCUUUGAGUAACACUCCCCACGCCUCUGAAGAGUCCUCAAUAGAUGAGGAACAGUCAAAGGCAAUCUCAGAACUGGUCAGCCCAGACAUCUUCAUGCAGUCUCACUCAGAAAAUGCAAUUUCAGUCAAAGAAAUCAUCACUGAGAUUGAAUCCAUUAGUCAAGGAAUUGGACAGAUUCAAGUGAAGGGAGACAUCCUGUCCAACCCAUGCCAUACACCAAAGAAGCACAUCGCGCACGAGCUGGCCCUUGAGAGGGCCCACACCUUGGAGGACAAACCUGGAGAUCUGGAGCAGAAUGAGGGUUCCUGUGCAGCCCAGCCUGAACUAGCCAAAGACUCAGGGAAGUGGGACCCAGAAGGGUGCCCAGCGGCACACGCAUCCACCACAGAGCUGGAAGGAGAGGAACCAGCCGAGGGGGAACAAGAGCUCUGGGGCCCAGGGAUGCCCCCUGGUGCCAAGUGGUAUCCUGGGUCCGUGAGGCGAGCCACCUUGGAGUUUGAGGAGCGCUUGCGGCAGGAGCAGGAGUACCAUGGGGCUGCCCCUGCAGGUACCUUGUCCACUCGUAAGAAUUCCAAGAACGAUUCUUCUGUGGCAGACCUAGCACCAAAAGGGAAGAGUGAUGAAGCCACCCUGGAACAUUCUGUUGUCCCCAAGGAACCAGAGAUGAGCAAGAACAAAGGGAAAUGCGGUGGGUCUGAGGCUGGCUCCCUGCACCAGCCUGAGCAACAUGCCCUUGUCCCAGCACCCGAGCUGCUGGAAUCUCACGCUUGGCCAGCUCCUCAGCAGGGCCCAGGGUCAAUUCCCAGAGCACAGCAAGCGGGGGGAGUCCUGAAGGAGCAGAGCACAGUGGUCUCGUGCCAGAGACCCGAGAUGCCAGCAGUCCCUCUUCCCCUCCCCAAGAAGAUGGAAAUCAUCGAGUAUACCCACACCGCCACAUGCCCUGGACCAGCGGGGGAAACAGCCACCAGUGCAAAGAGUGGGGAGCAGGAACUGCGGGAAGUGCACACGGAGAAGUCCAUCACCAUCUUGUGUGCCCUGGAUGAAAAUCUGAACAGGACACUGAGCCCUGACCAGGCUUCUCUGCACUGCAAAGUGCUACCUCUGCCUCGUUCUUCCUCCCCCGAGUACGGCAGGCCCGCUGACCCGACCUCCACCCCGAGCAGCCCUGAAGACUGGGCCAGCAGCCCGGCAGCUGCCCUGGAAACAGCAGCGCCUUUUGUCAGUCAUACAACCCACAUACUGUCUGCCAGCCUGGAUUGCCUGCCUCCCCAGACCGUGGUUCACCUGGAAGGCUUCACAGAACAAAGCAGCACCACAGAUGAGCCCUCCGCAGAGCAAGGCAGCUGGGAAGAAAGCCAGGAGGGGCCUGCCCCCAGGCACAGUGAAGUGCCAUAUAAAGGCCCCCAGUUAAGUAUCGAAGACCUGCAUUUAAUUAGCAAACUUGGUGACAAUAUUGGGGAGCAACAAGAAAAACUGGCCCCAUCCCCCGUAGCCUGUCAACUCCCGCACAGCUCUAGUAGCAGCAGCAUGAAGGGUCUCAGUCACAGCCCCAGUGUGGUGAAGGAGCGUGCUAAAGAAAUCGAGUCCCGAGCCAUUUCCCAGGUAGGGCUCACCAAACCUUCUCAGAUGAGGCGUUCAGCUUCCCUCGCCAAGUUAGGUAACUUGGACCUCUGUAAAGACUGUUUACCAGAGAGGGAGCCCAUCUGCUCUGAGUCCCCUCAUCUCAAACUGCUUCAGCCCUUCAUCAGAACCGACUCGGGCAUGGAGGCCCAGGAGCCCCCAGAAAACCCAGAUACCCCCCAGAACCAAGAGCCCACCAAGUAUUUUGUAGAGCAACUGAGAACAACAGAGUGUAUCGUGCAGAGCAAGCCAGUGGAGAGGCCCCUUGUGCAGUAUGCCAAAGAAUUUGGUUCCAGUCAGCAGUGCUUGCUCCCCAGAGCAGGGCCCGAAUUGACUAGUUCUGAAGGAGGCCUUCCUUUGGUACAGACCCAGGGACUGCCGUGUGCAGGCCCAGCUCCAGGGCUGGCCGUGGCGCCCCGUCAGCAGCACGGCCGAACUCACCCCCUUAGGAGACUGAAAAGGGCAAAUGAUAAAAAACGGACAACCAACCCCUUCUAUAACACCAUGUGAUUCUGAGCCUACACACGUGACUUUCUAAAAGUUUGUAAAAGGGGCAGGUGUAAUACGUAAGGAACAUGCACUUUAUUGGUUAAUUUUUAUAAUAUUUUGGUCAUUUUACUGUUUCUGGCGCAUGCAGGGUUUGGUUUUUUUUUUCCUCUGUGUGUGUGUGAGAGAGAGAGAGUUUGAUUUGGAUGGCAAGAUCAUUUUAUCAUUUUUUUAUUUUUGGAAAAAUUCAAACCUCAGAAAAUACUCAUUUUCAAAGAACACCUUUAUCAAAGGCAAAUUGCUGUUUUUCAGUCAGCUGCCACCUGCUCCUCAUUUUGCCCUCUGAGAAAAGGCGUGCUUGCUAGAGGAAGGAGGCAGAUGGGGAGGGUGGGGUUGAAGCUGGAAAUUGGAAAUGCUGCCCCCGGCCUGUGUGAUGAGGGUUUGAUCUCCAGACCUGAUGCAUUGGAUUUGCUGAAGGGGCCAGCCUCACCUCCGCGUGCUCUCAGCCUUGGGCCCCAGCCCCAACCCGUUGUAGUUCCCAAAGCGGGCAGGUUCUGCUUUGCUGUCGAAGAGGGUCUUCCAGAAUUCCUUUCUUCUGGUCUCCAGAGGAUAUCCUUACAGAAAGGCAUGAUAAUGGCUGACUUUAUGAACUUACCAAGCAAAUACUUUUUUUUAACCCCAAGAAAAAAUUUUCAUCAAAUCGAAAAUGACUGCAAGUCUGAGAGGUCCUCUGUAGGGAAAAGCCUAAGGGGAAGAAGUGAAAUGGGGGUGUGGAAAGGCUGCCACUGCCCAGUAUUUUCUGGGUGGCUGGGCUCUGCAGAAGUUGUCACAUGUGCUCUGCAGCAUCCUCCCAAAUAAAACACAAUAGGGACAAGUUUGAAAAACAGCAAUUGAAAGUCAGUGUGUUCUUAUAAAAUGAAUACAUAUGUAGGGUUUUAACCCUUCCAUUACUUGAAUAAUUCUGUGGGCCUUCUGAGUUUAAUGGCCAUGUUUUUUUUCCAAUUUAUUUUCCUCCCUCAUGCUGUUUCCCCCAGUGCUGCCUAUUUUUUUUAAUUUCAUAUAUAUUUGAAUUGUUACAUAUGUAUAACCUCCAUUGAAUGCAAAGUUUUCAAUAUUAUCACUGUUAACACUUGACAUAAGUUUUCUUCUUUUCCUGGAAGAUUUGUCAUUUCUCUAGUUUAUACACAGUAUUUAUGUAUAUAAUGUUGUCACUUUCUUACAUUGUUUUGUUUUAAAUGUUGUAGGAUCUUUUUGAUUUAUCCAUUUUUAAUAAGGGGUAAAGCUGCAACUGGAAAACACACACACCACAGAAAUAAAACUGAAGGGUGUUGUUAGGAAUCUGUAAAGUAUAUUGACAGUGGUUUCAGUUGUUUAAAUGGAGACUUCUAAUCACUAGCUCCUGCCAAAUUAUGCAUUAGUAACUUCCUCCUCAGAGAAACCCCUAAAGUCUCCCAUUAGAUCUGUUUGAUUGAAGGCUGAUUUCUCUUUGAGACUGAAAUCCCAGAAUGUUUGUCUGCCAGUAGCUGAACCAGAGCCAGGGGGUAUAUGUGAGCAUUACAGCUGCCCAGGGCGGAAGCUGCUAAUGGAUUAGGCUGAAAGGCUGCAGGGAGGCCUUGGCCAUGGGUGGGUGCCCUUAAUGACUCCAUUUAGGAUGCUGUUGCUUUGCUGCUAUUGUAGAGGUCCUUAACAGAGGAGCACCUGCCAUAAACAAGCCUAUUUCAGCUUCUUACAGAAAACCUAUUUAGCCUGGAAUGGGACACUCUCUGCAGCUCAUCAAAACUGAAGAGGUUUGCAGAUUUGCUUCCUGAUGGCUUUGUUUGAUGUCCGUGCUGCUGAGAGAUUGACCAAGCACAGACCUGAGAUUUAGGUUUUAGGUUCAUCACAGCACUUAGAAAGACAGACGCACAGACUGUCAAGGUGAUGUCAGAGGACAUGACCCAAAGGAGAGAGAAAAUGUGGACCGAGGCCACUCAUAGGUGCUUGAGAGGAGCUGUGGAGCCUGUUGCCAGGUGGAGACAGUGGUUGGGUGGGACACCACUGCCAGAAGGCAGAUUGGACAGAAACCUUCUGCUCUAAGUGUCUUUAUGGUGCAGUCAUUAUAUGUACCUGUGCUGCCCCUCAGUGAUUUCCUUAAAUGUUCGGAUGUAUCAUCCACACAGCUUUGUGACUCCUGGAUACUUAAUGUGUUGUAAAGUGUUUUGCUAGGUGGCAUGUUCCAGUGUGAGGAAGCUUGCAAGACUGAGUUACAAAUUUCCAGGGUUCAUGCAUCCAAACUGCCCUGUCUUGUUGAGGCAGUUCCAUCACCAGUAAGUUGGGGAACGGACAGGAGACUGUGGUGGGGGAGGGAAGAGGAAGAUUUGCAUGGAGGUUGAGAGAGUGGUGGGACUCUUGCUCAUCCCUGGAGAUCACCAUUUCAUCCCUCAUAUUAAGAAGUACAUGUGGAAUUGACAGUACUGCUCCCUUUUCUCCCCACCAGUUUAAUGCUCACUCCCACUAUAUCAAAUUACAACAAAGAUGGGGGGAACCCUCUAAUGCUGUGAAGAAAAAAACUUUUCUUUAAAGAGAGGAAAUGGUCUUGCUCUGCCUUUUUUUUAGAACUAUAUUUUUUUAUCAUUUAAUUUACCUGCCUAAAUAAACAUCCUCUCCACAAGGUCUGUAAUUCAAUCAUGCCAUGGGAUUUUGCCAGCUCUCAAACUCCCACUGGUAAGUGUUCUUGUGUUGUUUACAUAGCCAAGCUCUGUCCAAGGGAAGUGCAUGAUGGGCUAUCAAGAACUUUCCAAACUUCAUUCUUUCCAAACUUUGUGAUAAUCUUGGGUGGCCUGUUUCCCUCUUCUGUUCAUGGAAUGCCCAGGCCCAAAACAACAGGCCUGGUAGAUUGACUGAGAUGAGUAGGAAAUUUUUGACCUCUUGCUCAGUGCCUCUCUUUCUUCUGAAAACCACCAUAGUCUGACUCAAAAUUACUCUGGAAGGGGGUGUGUGUGUGUGUGUAGAGUAACUUUGUGGUGCAUGGGUUAAAAGCCCCAGGAGCAGACAGAUUUUGAGCUGUAAUCUGGAUGGUUACCUGGUCAGUAGGAAGGAGAGAAACCCCUUUUUUGAUUUUAGAAACACUUAGGAGUAGCAUGUACUGGAGUAGACCUGCAGUACUCUAGUGUAGUAAUACUCAUCUCUCCUCAUUUUGGUUGCCUUUCAGAUCCUGAAUGUUUGGGGUCAUUCCUAACAUCUCAGCCUCUUCAGGCUCUUUAUCUAGCAUUUUCCUGGUUCUGUACCUUUAUCCCAGCUGGUAUUUCCUCUUGCUUUUGGAACUACCAAUGGCCCCAAGGACAGCCUGAGGAUGUCAGCCCAGGCUCUGAGGUCCUCUGCUGCUGCAGGGCCUCAGACAGACAAUGUUGUUAGAUAGACCUGAAGCUUCUGAGACAUAGCAGCUCACAGAAAUCUUCUCUCUCGUUCCAUUUGAGGAUUUCAGUUCUGAAGUGAUCUAGCCAUGUUUGAUAAAGAUAUUUUUGUGGGAGUUCUCUCUCUUUUUUUUUUUAAGAAAGCAUUAUGCAAAAAGGGUAACUUUCAAGGGCAUUUUAAAUUUUUUAAAUAAAGCCAUUCUUUGGCGUUUUUGAACAACUGUUUGUGGAUACUUUGUUUACAUUGUGAGUAUUAAAGCGGGCAUCAUCUUGAUGGCCGCUCAGGCUCCUCCUCCUCCAGGCACUCGACCCUGGCUGUCCUUUGAGUCCUCACACAGAGCAAGGCUGUUAUGGUCAGCCCUCACGGGUAAAUGUGGAAAACCUGGAGCUGACUUCCAUCUGUGUCCUGCACUCCCAUCCAACACCCUGUGUGGAAAUAGUUGUCAUUUCCUCAGUGAUGGUGUGUCUUACAGUGAUGGUUGUAAUGGUGAAUGGCUAGUGUCAUUUUUGUUUCAUUUCGUUUUGCUUUUUGAUGGCAGAUGAGAUGAAAUUUUAGCUCUUUCAGCAUCAAUCCAACUUAAAAGCAUCUUGGGCUUUGUUCUCCCCUCCAGACUAAAAGAUCAAGGCAUGUAUUAGGCAUAAAUGUAUGUGCUGCCUCAACUCAUCCCAUGCCCAUGUUAGGAAAAAGCCUGCCUGCCACCAAAGCAGGAAGCUGCACACUCCUAUCCCUUCUCCAGGGUAUGGGGUCCCUUGAUGCCAGGGAAAGCUAUUGCAAGGUGCUGCUGUACUUUUCCAGCCUGGAAGUGGAGGGUGGCUGGGCCUGGCUCCUGCUAUGAAAAGAGAACCAGCCUCAUUUUCUCAGUGCCCCAGAGAUCUGGGACAGGAUUUCUAAACUGGAAUCAUCCCUCAUCAGCUUGAAGAUGCCCCAAGGGGUAUGUGACUAGUGCUGCCAUCUGUGUCUUCACAGCAACACUGGUGGCAGCAUCCUGUCUGCACACGGAGAGCUAAUUCCCAGGGCCCAACUCCAGCUGAUAACCCAGUCCGAAGGCUGGGUAACUGACCCCGAAAUGUUUCCCAAUCAAUAAGUCCACAGGGAAUUGUUCGGUUUUUGUGUUUUAUUGGAAUUUGGUUUGCUUGGCAUAGCUUAAGGUGCCUUUUUUUUCUUUCUACUUUAUUUUGUAGGACUUGUUCUAAAUGUAGAAAACAAGUCCAAAGGACUCUCCCACUGACUGUUACCUUUGCCCCAGGCCACCCUAGACUUUUAUGCUCACAUUUUAUUAAAUAAAGCAGGUGCUCCCUGGAAUCUCUGGGACCUUUUUGAGGCAUUUGAAGCAGAAUAUAAAGAGUGGUCUCAUCUCCUUCCUUAAUCUUCCUGGUGGUUGGGAUGUUCCACUUGUAUCAUAGAUUUUUUUUAUUACUGAUGUGCUCCGCUGUUUUUAAAUGUGAACUUGUGCGCAAAUGUGCAGAUUCAAUGUUCUUGUUACAGAUUGAAUAAAUUUUUAUUUUGAAGAUGAAA
Molecule: messenger RNA, 10480 nt
Organism: Phacochoerus africanus (Common warthog)
Lineage: Eukaryota; Metazoa; Chordata; Mammalia; Artiodactyla; Suidae
Gene: SSH2
Product: slingshot protein phosphatase 2
Exons: 11
Coding region: 1715-5596 (1293 amino acids)
Biological process (GO): actin cytoskeleton organization; protein dephosphorylation; negative regulation of actin filament polymerization
Cellular component (GO): cytoplasm
Molecular function (GO): protein tyrosine/serine/threonine phosphatase activity; actin binding
Source: RefSeq, a predicted model, not a curated record